Molecule: messenger RNA, 1145 nt
Organism: Physcomitrium patens
Lineage: Eukaryota; Viridiplantae; Streptophyta; Bryopsida; Funariales; Funariaceae
Product: proteasome subunit alpha type-4
Biological process (GO): ubiquitin-dependent protein catabolic process
Cellular component (GO): proteasome core complex, alpha-subunit complex; proteasome core complex
Source: RefSeq, a predicted model, not a curated record
GGAUGAACUCCGGAUUCCAAUGCACAUGGACCGUCCUGGCGAUGGCGGAUUAGGGCAAUCGGGUGAGUUGUUUCGUCUCGGGCAAGGCAGCAAACUUUUAUCUUGGAGUUCAUCGUUUUGUUUUGCGUUGGCACAUCUCAAGACUUUGUAAGAAGCUUUUGGAGGAGUUAUGUCUCGCCGAUAUGAUAGUCGGACGACGAUUUUCUCUCCGGAGGGUCGGCUGUACCAGGUGGAAUACGCUAUGGAAGCAAUUAGCAACGCGGGUGCGGCAAUCGGGGUGUUGGCCAAGGACGGAGUAGUGCUCGCAGCGGAGAAGCGUGUCACCUCUAAGCUUCUGGCAACUCUAAAAUCCACGGAGAAAAUGUACAAGAUCGACGACCAUGUUGCUUGCGCUGUUGCGGGCAUAAUGGCCGAUGCCAACAUCCUUAUUAACACCGCGCGAUUGUCCGCGCAGAGGUACACGCUUGCUUACCAGGAACCGAUGCCCGUGGAGCAGCUCGUGCAGUCUCUGUGUGACACCAAGCAGGGUUACACUCAGUUCGGUGGGCUUCGUCCGUUCGGAGUAUCGUUCUUGUUUGCAGGAUAUGACAAGAACUUCGGUUUUCAAUUGUAUAUGUCGGAUCCGAGUGGAAAUUAUGGGGGUUGGAAGGCCGGUGCUAUUGGGGCUAACAAUCAAGCGGCUCAGUCGAUGUUGAAGCAGGAUUACAAGGACGAUAUGACGAGGGAGCAAGCCGUGCAAUUGGCCCUGAAGGUAUUGAGCAAGACGAUGGACAGCACGUCACUGUCGGCCGAGAAGCUGGAGCUUGCAGAGAUCAGUUUGAGCCCGGAUGGUGUGUUCCAGUACCAGGUUUGCAGUCCAGAGAAUCUGAAUAAGUUGCUGUUGAAGCAUGGUAUCACACAAGCAGCUGAGGAGAGUAAUUAGGUAUUGUGGCAAUUUUCCAUAGGCAGGUCUAUGAGGACAUCUAAACAGUGACAGCCUUGAACUUUUCUGAAAUAAUAGACUUCUCCGUCAAACUUACGGAAUUGAUUGGGCCAGCCAUGCUUGAUCGACUUGAAUUCUUGUUGCUACUCUGAUUGGACAAAUUUCUGUCACCAUCUUUUGUAAAGAGUAAUAUAGGUCAACUUUCCGUUUCAAUUGACAUUCA